Candidula unifasciata is the source of this 618-nucleotide messenger RNA. The record is from the annotation of a GenBank genome assembly. Lineage: Eukaryota; Metazoa; Mollusca; Gastropoda; Stylommatophora; Geomitridae.
AUGAAUCACGCCAUUCUGUUCAUCUUGACCGUCUGUGGAACUGUUUUUCGAGGUCACUAUAUGGUCGCUGGUUACCCUGAUGGAGCCCCAGAGGGAACGUGCGAGAUCAUGUAUCCUGGACACCACACGAAACCGGAAGAUCCCACUUCAUCCCUGAUAGCGCCCCAGACCGGCAAACCUUUCUACAGCAUCGUCGUUGACAAGACAAAGGUCAAUCCUGGGGAAGAAGUUCAAGUGACGCUGCAGGCAGAUGAGUAUUAUUUUGAGGGAUUCCUGAUCCAGGUGAGAGAUGUGACGGUGCAGACGUCUCAGGGUGUCGCGAGAAAAUAUGGUACCUUCACCGCACUCUCCAACGACACGAAAGCCCUCUGUAAAAACCAAGCUUUGACACAUGCCACCCACUACCACUUCAACUCCACCACCAUGAAAUGGACGGCACCCAAUGAAACAAUAGAGAAUGUUCGAUUUACGGCAACAGUGGUCAAAGGUUACAAGACAUUCUUCCUGAACGUUCAUUCUGAAGUUUUGAACUUCUCAAGCCCCUCUCCUUCAGUGGUUCCAUCUCUUGCCUUGAUAUUGUUUUUGUUUUGUUUCAUGCUGUAUGGUCACAGUUUUUAA